Messenger RNA from Pollicipes pollicipes, 753 nucleotides. RefSeq names its product prohormone-4. Bases 36 to 638 code for a protein of 200 amino acids. The transcript has 4 exons. The record is from RefSeq and is a predicted model, not a curated record. Lineage: Eukaryota; Metazoa; Arthropoda; Thecostraca; Pollicipedomorpha; Pollicipedidae. Gene Ontology annotation, molecular function: protein binding.
UGCACCGCCGCGCCCGUCCAUCGAGGUCCGGCCCGAUGGCGCGCCGCAGGCUCCUCUGCCUGCUCUGGCUGGCCCUCUGUCAGACGGCCGCCGCCAUCGACAUAUCGCGCUUCUACGGCUAUGGCCACGUCCCGGGCAUCGCCAGCAAACGGUCCGAAGGUCGCCGGUGCCGUCCUACGGAGCCAUUCCUUUGCCCGGGAGGCGAGGUGUGCAUUUCUAUAGCGUAUCUGUGUGACGGCGCGCCUGAUUGUCCCGACAACUAUGACGAGGACAACCGACUGUGCACCGCCGCGCGGCGACCACCGGUAGAGGAGACGGCCAGCUUCCUCAAGUCACUGCUGGCGAGUCACGGGCCGAACUACCUGGAGAAAUUGUUCGGCUCGAAAGCACGCGACACACUCCUGCCGCUGGGGGGCGUGGAGGCUGUGGCAGUAGCUCUGUCAGAGUCUCAGACCAUUGAAGACUUCGGAAAGGCUCUGGACUUGAUGUUUAACGAUGUGGAGCACCUACGAUCCGUGUUCAUGGCCGUUGAGAACGGCGACAUGGGCAUGCUGAAGUCGCUCGGCAUCAAGGACUCCGAGCUUGGCGACGUCAAGUUUUUCCUCGACAAGUUGGUGAAGACUGGCUUCCUGGACUGAUGCUGCUCGCGGGCCCAGCUGCUGACUAUGUACGCCUAUGAGCUGUCCGGGGCCGGCCGGCCGGCCAGCUGGAGACCCCGCUGAGCCGACCGGCCCGGCGUGCCCGUCAGCUGGC